Molecule: messenger RNA, 2292 nt
Organism: Pestalotiopsis fici W106-1
Lineage: Eukaryota; Fungi; Ascomycota; Sordariomycetes; Amphisphaeriales; Sporocadaceae
Exons: 1
Coding region: 1-2292 (763 amino acids)
Source: RefSeq, a predicted model, not a curated record
AUGACAAACAACUCGAUACACGAGUUGGCCACGUCAAAUAUCUUGGCGUGGUCCUCAAUAGGAGCGCAUCUUCAACAUGAACCCGACGAAGAAGUCGCGGCAGACGUUGACGAGCCUCCCGACGAUCGCAAGAUCUGUAGCAACCAAGCUGAGUUCAAAAGAACCUUGGUUCGAAAGCAUGCGGAACACCCGCAGUCUCUGUUGACUCAGGCCCUACACGGUCAGUCUGACGAGGAGUCAUCGCCUCUCGACUUCGUCAGCCUACCACUCAGACGCCGUUCCAUGAACAGCACUGUCAGCUUCGCAUCGACUGCAGAGCUUACCUGCGAUACUGGACUUACUAGCCCUGCGCGUACUAGCACUCCCAGCCCCCCGCCCCCGGUUGUCCGCCUUGGGCAGCUGCAACUGGACUUGUUGGAGCCGCGCCCAAAGAUAGCCAGCGGAUCUUUGACCAUGGAUCACGACACGACGCCCAAGAAGGCAGUCGAUGUUGCAGCAGAAACUCAAUCCAGUGAUCCCGUUGUCGAGCAGCUGGCAAAGAAGCGCUGCAUCUCAUUUGCUUGUGGACCGAAACCCGAGGCCAAGAAGCCAGCUCAGCCGCUCAAGCUGGACACUGCAGCUGAAACUGCUGUCGAAAAGCCACCUCAGCGCAAGACGUGCAUUAAGUUCGCUUGUCCUUCCGGUCCGGUGCGAAAUGCGCCUUCAUCCAAUAAAGAGCCGGUUCGAGCUGCAGCAUCCGAUGCUGCACACUCGGCCAAGGCCCGCCGGGAUGGAUCCCCUGCCACUCUCCUGAAACAAAGAUCUUCGUCCAUUGGCCGCUCCCCUCGAUCGCUGACACCUCGCCGUCGGUCGUCGCACAGUCCCGUUGCCGUCAAGGCAAAGGCAUUCCUGACGGCCGAUUCCGCCGAUCUGAACGGCGAAUCGUCCCGCUUUCACGAGUUUGCCAGCGACGAGGUCCGGGAAGAUGACUGGAUCCGACAGCAGCUACCUGCUCUGCAGCGACUGACCAUUAACGAUACUUUGCGAAAGGAAAAUGAGAUUCGCAAGCUUGGUCAGGAGGCCGAAGAAGAGGCUUUGCAGGAGGAGUUUGAGGAUGAAGAAGUCGAUAACGACGACGAUGAGGACCAGGAUGUGGACGAGGAUGAGGAAGAGGAUGACCUGGAGGUUGCGGGCUAUGACGACGUCGAGGAUGACCUUUCUGGGUACGGUACCGACGACGAUGGUUCCGACGGCUAUCACACCGACAACGAGAUUGGCUUUGCUGAUUCCGAUGGAGAUGAUGACGAUGCUGACGAACUGGAGCUCUGGACGCACGGUCAAGCCGCUACUCUCCCGAAUUCUGGCGCCACCCCCAUUGCACGUCGCCCAUCCAUGGCUGGCAACCGAUCAGACUCUUCUUCGUCAUCGGAAGCGCCUGCGCCAAAGCGGACCGCUUCCCGGGAGAAGACCAAGCGCAUUCGGAUCCGACCCGGAACACCUGAGCUUCCAGACAGUACCGACUUUGUCUGUGGUACUCUUGACGAGGACAGGCCGAUGGAAGACGCAUACAUCUCAUGCAUUGCGCAAAAGAGACGUGAGAAGAUGCAUCUGAUCCCGCAGGAUAUUGACCCCAGCUUCCCCACGUCAGAGCCCGAGGACGAAGAUGACAAGCCUGGCCACGAUAGCGACGAGCAUGUCUGGAUCCACGGUGAACUUGAGGAUAUCAAUGGCGAGCCUGAGCGAGCUGACCGCCGGAGAAAGAAGAGCAACCACAACUCUCCCAAGCGGUACCACUCCCCUCCGCCCAAGCGUCAUCAUUCACCCGCGCCCAAAAACCGUGGAAGGUCCCCGCCCCCUCGAAAGCUUUUCGAUCGUCAUUCUCCGAAGCGCGGCGUAUCACCCCCGCCUCCCGGGCGUGUAAUUCGCUCGCCUCCGGCCACGCCUACUCAAAAGGCUACACCCAAAGCUAUCGACUUCCAGACACUGGCAUCUCGCCCUGGACUUACGCACACCAAGUCGCUCCCGCGACCUCCUGCUCUGUUUCCCAACAGGUUCAAAGGUCAGCGCAGCAGACAGGCGGCAUACACUGGUGCCACUGGUCACGUCCGCGGUGCCAUUGAUAUUGUCAAGGGUCUCGAGCACAAGAGACAGCGCCGCAGAGAAAAGUACAUCCAGAAGCACUGCAACCGAGCGCGCAAGGGUCAAGUGGUUGAGAAGAGACCCGAGCCUGGCAAGGGCGCCCAGAGAAUGCGUGAACUUGGUCUGCACAUGGCUGGCAAACAAGCCAACACGAUUCACGUUCUCUCGAUAUAG